CUCUGCAUUUGUUUCGAAACUUUUUUAGGGUUAGGGUUAGGACUUAGGAGCAUUAGAGAGAGAGAGGAGAAGAAGAAGCACAACUAUGUCGUCGCCAAUAGAAUCCGUUCAAUGUUUCGGCCGGAAGAAAACGGCUGUCGCCGUCACCUACUGUAAGCGAGGCAGGGGUCUGAUCAAGAUCAACGGAUGUCCAAUCGAGUUAGUGGAGCCGGAGAUUCUUCGAUUUAAAGCCUACGAGCCCAUCCUUCUGCUGGGGAGGCACCGAUUCUCCGGCGUCGAUAUGCGAAUCCGAGUGCGAGGUGGUGGGCACACCUCGCAGAUAUAUGCAAUUCGGCAAAGCAUAGCCAAGGCAUUGGUUGCUUACUACCAGAAGUACGUGGAUGAACAAGCGAAAAAGGAGAUCAAAGACAUCCUGGUGAGAUACGACCGGACGCUACUUGUUGCCGACCCUCGUCGUUGCGAGCCCAAGAAGUUCGGUGGACGGGGUGCGCGUGCCAGGUUUCAGAAAUCUUACCGUUGAAAAACUAGGUUUGUUUUUGAAGAAAUUAGUCUAUCUGGAGUCCAAUGGUUGGCUCAGUCUUUUUGGUUCAGGUUGUUUAGGGUUUUCAUAAGGAGCAAUCCAGUGAUGUUAGCCAUUUUUGAAGUUUGCUUUUGAAAAUUUUGAGCAUCGACUAUAUAGUGUUUUAAGUUAUCAAGUCCUAGAAUUUUGAAUUCUAUAAUGACUGAUGUGAUUGUUUUGCUUGUUUAACACAAGUUCCGAUUGCAGUAGAUUAUGUUUCAAGGCAGUUUCUUUUUAA
Messenger RNA from Nelumbo nucifera (sacred lotus), 797 nucleotides. RefSeq names its product small ribosomal subunit protein uS9-like. Gene Ontology annotation, molecular function: RNA binding; structural constituent of ribosome. Gene Ontology annotation, biological process: translation; maturation of SSU-rRNA from tricistronic rRNA transcript (SSU-rRNA, 5.8S rRNA, LSU-rRNA). The record is from RefSeq and is a predicted model, not a curated record. Gene Ontology annotation, cellular component: cytosolic small ribosomal subunit; ribosome. Lineage: Eukaryota; Viridiplantae; Streptophyta; Magnoliopsida; Proteales; Nelumbonaceae.